CACCAACAGUCGCGGGGUGAGGUUUUAUAGUUGACUGGACUGGUGGCUGAGUUGUGGGUGUGAGGGAUGGAUGGAUAUUCAAUAAUGAGGGUGUACAUUACUAUUAUGUAGCUGAGGUUGUUGUUGUUGUACAGCCUCCUGUGGACACUGGAUCUUGGAUGCCAUCGAUCGGAGUCUUCUUCUCAUCUCCAUUUCGCAGGGAACAGCCUAGGAUAGCCAGCCAGCCUCUUGGACGCCAUUCCCUCAGACUCAGCCUUCCUUCGACCAGUCCGCAAACACCUGUUCGCUUAGGCCCAUCCUUCCGAUCCCAUCCCAUGGAGACACCCGUCACCCACAUUCACAGUUCAGCUACAAAGUACGACCAUAAGCCAACAUGGUUCUUCGAAAACGGCCUGCGUAAAGUCAGACCUUACCUGUUCGAAUUCUCAACUUAUGCCAAGGAAAGGUGGCGUGGCCGGAGCGUUAUUGAUGUCUUCAGCACCGAUUUUAGAGAUCGAAGCCCAGAAUACUAUGCGCAUGCAGUGGCUUCAGGAGUCAUCAAGAUCAAUGGGAAGAAUAUUAAGAAGGAUGUUAUCAUCAGGAACGGCGACCGGAUCACCAACACGCUUCAUAGACACGAGCCUCCAGUCGCCGGAGAUCCCGUGAGGAUCCUGCAUCGUGAUGACGAGAAAGGCUUAUUAGUUGUCGAAAAACCUGGCAGCAUGCCCGUACAUCCUACUGGACGGUAUAACUAUAAUACACUACUGUCGAUCUUGCGAUUUGAUUAUGAUCUACCACUCGUCCACACAAGCAAUCGUCUCGAUCGACUGACCUCUGGAGUCAUGGUCUGCGCUUUGACGGUCGAAGCCUCUCGAGGAUUGUCGAAAUUUUUCAGCACCGAGGGCGCAGUGAAGAAAGAGUAUAUCGCUCGCUGUCGUGGAAAUUUCCCAGACGAUGAGGUCACUUGCGAAGAGCCUCUGUUGACUAUCGAUCGACAAAUCGGACUCAACGUUGUUCACCCUGAAGGAAAGCACGCCAAGACGAUCUUCAAGAAACUUAGCUAUGAUCCCGAAUCAGACUCUUCAGUUCUUCAUUGUCGACCCAUCACCGGUCGCUCUCACCAGCUCAGAGUGCACUUACAAUUCCUGGGCUUCCCGAUCCUCAACGACACGAUAUACUGCAACUUGAAGGCGUGGGGACCAUCGCAUGGCAAGGGCGGGAUUUUCUUCGCUCCCACCACGCAGACCGAAUCCACAGCAGAAGAUGAACCUGCGCCGAAUGAGAGUGAAGGUGUGGCUGAAGGAAGCGGAUAUGUUGAGAAGACUGAGGACUCGAGGGUAAAUCUGAACAGUCAGCAGAAGCGCCCCUCGAAAUCGAAGCUCGGGAGGAACCAACGACAAGGGAUCUCGCAAGUGAGCGAGAAGCGUGUCAAGCUGGAUCCGGAGUCUGCCGAGGCGGGUAACUGCAGCGGCGUGCCGAUCAACCAGCUCGCCUCGGCAGUCAUCCUCGAGCUCAGAAAGGCUCGCGAUGUCGAGGACGACUUCGGAAGAGUCAAGGAUACGAUCCAUAUCGAUAAGGCCUUCAAGUCGCCCCUCGAUCUCCAGGUGUCUGUCAACGCUAAUCCCCAACCUAAUCUGCCAUUUGAUGACAAGUUUUGCGCCGAUUGCGGGAUCCCUCUCUUGCCGGAUCCCAAACCUGAACAACUUUAUAUCUAUUUACAUGCUUUCCGAUACCAAACUGAUAGUUGGGAUUUCAGUAGUGAGUUACCAUGGUGGGCAAAUGAACAAGAAUGGAAAACUCGCAGACCCAGUCAAUAG
Messenger RNA from Puccinia graminis f. sp. tritici CRL 75-36-700-3, 1796 nucleotides. RefSeq lists its product as uncharacterized. The coding region runs from base 159 to 1796 and encodes 545 amino acids. Gene Ontology annotation, molecular function: RNA binding; pseudouridine synthase activity. The transcript is spliced from 13 exons. Lineage: Eukaryota; Fungi; Basidiomycota; Pucciniomycetes; Pucciniales; Pucciniaceae. The record is from RefSeq and is a predicted model, not a curated record. Gene Ontology annotation, biological process: pseudouridine synthesis.